AGUCAUCUGUGACACACCAGCCAGGUCCUUUAUUAAAAACACAAAGAACCACAAUGCCUACCAUGGAUGUGACAAAUGUGUGCAGCCUGGAAACUAUAUUAACAGACGCAUGACAUACCCAUGUGCAGACUAUGCCCUACGGACAGAUGAAUCAUUCACAAACAUGGCCGAUGAGAGUCAUCAUCAUGAAGGACCACAUCCAUUUAUUGGCAGUAGUGUGGAUGUUCCAUUUGGUCGAGUUCCAGAGCAACAAAGCAGUAGCAGUAGUACCAGAAAACUGGUGCUGUGAUGGUGCUACCUACUGGCCCAACUAUAGAAAUGAUGAAAGAGUGGAUAAGGCAGUAAAAAAUGUAGAGGAACCAGGACCAGACUGGAAGACAUACGAUAUCAGAAUUAUCAAAUCAUGUGAUCAGUACUUUGAGGCACGACAGCUUCUGAAGAAAUCGCUUACAUGCAGCACAUCAGACCUUCAGUCAGAAGAGGAAGAGGAGGAAAUACGACCAAAAAGGAAGCCAAAGGCAAUUCAUUUCUUUGGGGACUCUGACAGUGACACAGAAGAAGUUUACCUGAAAAGGAAAGCCAGAGCUGCAGUAAGACGCCCACUACAACCACCUGCUCCAGUUAUCCAACCACCACCUUUCACUGGAGCUAGCAUCCACACAAUUGCUUCUUCUGCAAAAACUCCAUCACCACCACUGCUUGCCCAGAUGGAAAAUAGACCAAGAGAUGAGCCAACUCCUUCUUCAAGCCAUGUCUACAGGCCUACUUGGAAAGGGGGACGGUAUGGCUCAGACACAAUUACCUGCUCUGCUGCAGAAGUUCAAAUAUUGAGCUUACUGGAGUACAUUAAACACCAACAAGACCAAUUAUCCAGUUUAAAAAGAAAUACCUGA
Molecule: messenger RNA, 893 nt
Organism: Archocentrus centrarchus (flier cichlid)
Lineage: Eukaryota; Metazoa; Chordata; Actinopteri; Cichliformes; Cichlidae
Exons: 6
Coding region: 132-893 (253 amino acids)
Source: RefSeq, a predicted model, not a curated record